Messenger RNA from Striga asiatica, 759 nucleotides. Lineage: Eukaryota; Viridiplantae; Streptophyta; Magnoliopsida; Lamiales; Orobanchaceae. The record is from the annotation of a GenBank genome assembly.
AUGGCUCAUAGACGAUCUCGUCGAGGGAGAGUCGAUGGAGAAUGGGUCUGCGUUGAAAGGCGUCACUUGGCGGAGAAGCCGUGGGGCGAGGCGUGGCAGCGGGCCUCGUCGCGGAUGUUCUCACCCGCGGGGCGGCGGUGCUUGAGCGAGGCAGACGCCGAUGCGGCGGCAGAAAGGGGAUCGGAGGAUGUGGUGGACUUGUGUGAAGGGGAUCGGAGGAACAUUUUGGCAGCCCAAGGUGGUCUUUGCGAUCCUGGCCAUUCGGAAAACUCCCUUAGGGAUAAUUACAUCGCCAAUGUUGUUGUGCCACGGGUCAGCCAAGUGAGUUGCCAAGUUCUCCAGAGGCCCUGUCCCGGGCUCCUUCAGCUUUUGUGGGUCCUUGGAGUAACCCAACGGGUCGAAAGCCCCACCCGGAUACUUCUUUUUUUCUGGGAGGGACGAGGCUCGCCGGGCAUCCACUCGGCGGACAUAGUGAACCGGGACUUGGAAGCAUUUGAGGCACCGAAACUCGCGAAUCUCGACCGAGAAGAAGAAAGGAAGGAUGUUCGAAAAGUGGUCGAUACGCCGCAGCUCAUUAGUGCAUUGGCUGCCAUUGUUGGAUUUUGUGGGAUUCUAUUUCUUGGUGGUAGUGGAGAUGAGGUUGAGGCUGAUGUGGAGAGUUGGGUGGAUAUGUUUGUGAGGGUGUUUUCCAUGGUGGAGGUUGAAUAUGAGAAGGGCCACAAAUCUGGUAAUAUCGAUCUCUACUUGAUUGAGUGGUGA